Molecule: messenger RNA, 3632 nt
Organism: Pan troglodytes (chimpanzee)
Lineage: Eukaryota; Metazoa; Chordata; Mammalia; Primates; Hominidae
Gene: SIRAL2
Product: family with sequence similarity 118 member A
Exons: 12
Coding region: 965-2080 (371 amino acids)
Source: RefSeq, a predicted model, not a curated record
GCAGGUGAGGGGGCGGGGCGGGCCCGCGGUCCCUGCAUCCGGAGCCCCUGGGGACCCCGAGAUCCUCAGGAUCCGCCCCGGCCCCGGGGCCACCCCAGGACUCCCUCUCAGCUCUUCCCCUGGAGCCCCUGCCCCCGAGACCCCCUCAGGAUCCGCCCUGCCCCUCCAGGCCCGCGAACCCCGAAACUCCAAGAUUUUCUCUGGACUCCGAGACCCCCUGAGGACCCCGGCCGCUAGUGGGCCCUGAGAACUGUUGGUUCUGGAAACUCUCGAGGUUCCCUUGGGACUUGCUUCCAGCAACCUCCUCAGAAGCCCCCAGGCCCGGGGCAUCUUCCUGGGGGGAGCCGUGGUUCCCAGUGUCCUUAGCCCCGCGAGACCCCGGGUCCCCGUGCCGCCUACCCUGAGGCUCCCUCUCCGACCUGAUCUCAGGGCUAGGUUUCUCCAACUUGAGGUCCCUGGACCUGCGGGGCGUGGGUGGAAGUGUUCCCAGGGCUGGUGAUAACUUAAGACGGUAACAGCGCGCCCGACGACCACCUCCUAAGCUGUGGUCCCCGCGCCUGCAGGCUCCAGGAAUUGACACUGGAAAUAGAGAUGAGACGGUCCUUGCUGUCAGGGCCUAGGGACCUGGGGCAUAAGACAAGUAUGCAUCAGUAUUAAAGUCUAGAGGCCCAUCUGCCUAUUGAGGUUGGACUCCGUGUGGUUGUGUUUGAAAUACUGUGUGAGGAGCCAGCACCAGACCUGCAGUUCAGGCUGAGAAGGAGGUUUGGAGCACUUAAGCGAGCCACAGACCACCCAGGAGGGCGAGCUGUGGCCUGUCUGUCACAGCAGUGUCCCAAGAGACAGCGAAAACCCCAGCUCGGAGCCCACAGAGCCCAUCCUUCAUCUGCUCCUGUGUGUGCGUUUUCCUUCUGUGCUGUCCCGUGUAGAACAGCGAGAGUCCGACCAGCCUGAUGAGUCACAGGAGAUGAGGAAUGGUGCCUUAGGAAGCAUUUUGGAUAAUUCACAGAUGGAUUCAGUGGAAAAGACAACAAAUAGAAGUGAACAAAAAUCCAGAAAGUUUUUAAAAAGCCUCAUCCGGAAACAGCCCCAGGAACUGCUCCUGGUUAUUGGGACUGGCGUCAGCGCAGCAGUGGCCCCCGGAAUCCCUGCCCUUUGCUCGUGGAGAAGCUGCAUCGAGGCCGUCAUCGAGGCUGCAGAGCAGCUGGAGGUGCUGCACCCCGGAGACGUCGCCGAGUUCCGGAGGAAAGUGACGAAGGACCGGGACCUGUUGGUUGUCGCCCAUGAUCUGAUCCGGAAGAUGUCACCUCGCACAGGCGAUGCCAAGCCCAGCUUCUUCCAGGACUGCCUGAUGGAGGUGUUUGACGACCUGGAGCAGCACAUCCAGAGUCCUCUGGUGCUGCAGUCGAUCCUCAGCCUGAUGGACAGGGGCACCAUGGUCCUGACCACCAACUAUGACAACCUGCUGGAGAUCUUUGGCCAGCAGCAGAACAAGCCCAUGGAGUCUCUGGACUUGAAGGACAAGACCAAGGUCCUUGAAUGGGCAAGAGGGCACAUGAAGUACGGCGUCCUCCACAUUCACGGCCUCUACACGGACCCCUGCGGGGUGGUGCUGGACCCAUCGGGGUAUAAAGACGUCACUCAAGACGCAGAAGUCAUGGAAGUCCUCCAGAACUUAUACCGCACCAAGUCCUUUCUGUUUGUGGGCUGUGGGGAGACCCUUCGUGAUCAGAUAUUCCAGGCCCUCUUUCUUUACUCCGUGCCGAAUAAGGUGGAUUUGGAGCACUACAUGCUUGUGCUGAAGGAGAAUGAAGACCAUUUCUUUAAGCAUCAGGCAGAUAUGCUUCUGCACGGAAUCAAAGUUGUAUCCUACGGGGACUGUUUUGACCACUUUCCAGGAUAUGUGCAAGACCUUGCCACUCAGAUCUGCAAACAGCAAAGCCCAGAUGCUGAUCGCGUGGACAGCACCACAUUAUUGGGUAAUGCAUGCCAGGACUGUGCAAAGAGGAAGUUAGAAGAGAAUGGAAUUGAAGUUUCCAAAAAACGCACACAAUCAGAUACUGAUGAUGCUGGAGGGUCUUGAAAUCUUUACAGUAAAACCUGCAACUUGAAAACUAGCCUUCUGUAACCACAGUGCCCAAACGAAGAGGAAUGUAUGGAGAACUCCACGUGGAUCUCUGAUUGCGAAACCGUCACAUACACCAAGAGAGCCACAUGGGCAUGUGGCCCUCAAGGCUGGGUGAGAGGGCUCCCCUGUGUGUUGAACUAUGCAGGAGGGUGACGCGGACACAUUUCAGGUGGACUUUGCAAGGACUGAUGGAUAGCUACCUCAGGGACCAGAAUCCGUGGGAAGGGAUGGACCUGGUGUUCCCGUUCCCAUCUGACAGGCUCUCUUUUGUCAAGGUGGUAUUUUUCGUAAUAAAAGGGGAAGAGUAAAGACUGUCCAAGCAACAGUAGUUGCCAAAGAGAAAAUACGAAAUAGACACUUUUUUUUUUUUUGAGUCAGAGUCUCACUCUGUCACCCAGGACAGAGUGCAGUGGUACGAUCUCAAGCUCACUGCAGCCGCCACCUCCUGGGCUCAAGUGAUUCUCCUGCCUCAGCCUCCCGAGUAGCUGGGAUUACAGGCGUCCACCACCAUGCCCAGCUAAUUUUUUUAUUUUUAGUAGAGUUGGAGUUUCACCAUGUUGGCCAGGAUGGUCUCGAACUCUUGACCUCAGGUGAUCCGCCCGCCUUGGCCUCCCAAAGUGCUAGGAUUACAGGCAUGAGCCACUGUGCCCAGCAGAAUAAACACAUUUUAUAAUUUGUAUGUGGCAACAUGUUACUAUAGAAAGCAUUUUAAAGGUACGUUUUAAAGGUCCACUGUUAAAUAGUAAAGAAUGAACCCGCUAGCGAAAAUGUUUUUAGGGAGAACAGCUGGAUCAAAAGGGCUUCUUUGGAAUUAGGUUGUUUUAGUAACUUCUGUUCCAAAGAAACACAGGUCUGAUAUUGCUAAGAACUGAAAUCGGAGGAGCCAGAGGCCCUUUUCAGUCCAGGCCAGCAUUGUGCAUGGCCACUGUGGGACUGACAACCGGGAUAGCUCAAGUUCGAAAGACCAGGUUUCAAACAUCAUAAGUUCCAGGCUUUGCAAGUCUUUAUUCUCUGGGGUAAGAUCCAGUCUUUCUGUUACUGUCUCUUAAAAUUCUCUUCCAUGGCCCACAUUAAGGGAGUUUGCAGAGAGUGAGGGAGACAAAACUUGAAAAGGGCCUGCAACACUUUAAACCUUCUCAGGUUCACCCACAUGAAACGGCUGUGCUGAGUGUGCUGCCGGUGCCCGGGGAGCUUCUCUGACUGUGACCCGGCAGAGGUUUCUGUGGCGGUGCAUGAGCGGCCCUACAGUGGAGGGUUCUCUUUGGAAACAAACAGCCCUGCUUGGUUUCAGUUUGAGGCCACUUAUCUUCAAUGUGACAUUUCUUGCCAAGCCCUGUGACACUCCCCAUUGAUGACUCCCAUAAGUACAGAUAAAGUUAAGAACAGGAAACAGAAGGGUAGGAUGCAUAGGGAGGGAGAGAAGCCCUGAAAACUUUUUUUUUCUUUUUGAAGCAUGGAAAACAAAUCUUUUAUGCCACUCCAGCCAUAAAUAAAAUUUUAACUUCAA